UGCAAAUUCCUUUUUGUUCUGCAUGUUCGUCUCGCUUGGUGCGUUGGGGGGCAAGUCAGCAACGCCGCGAUCUGCGAGAGAAAAAGAAGAAGCGGGGUCGCCGCUCGACAGUACCUGUAUCUUUAAAGCCGCAAGCUAGCUAGCGCAAGGCCAAUACAUUAUUUUUGGAUUGAUUUGCCAACAGAAUCGUCUGAAAUUUUUAGAACUAAGGCACCUACCUACCUUAAUCACAGUAGUUGCAAAUCACUUUGGAAGCAUAAUAUCCAUACUAGGAGGCCCACGCACAGUCGCUGCAUGCAUGACAACCUAUCUCAGAUUCCUUAGCCACAGCUAUCUACAAUGACUACCGCCACAGACACCUUCAGGCCGGCCCUAAUAGUCGUUGACUUGCAGGAAGACUUUUGCCCGCCGAACGGCUCCCUCGCCGUCCCCGACGGUCGCGCCGUUGCUCCCGUAAUCAACAAGCUGCUCACCUCGACAGCCUUCGCCAUCCGCGUCGCGACCAAGGACUGGCAUCCGCAGUCGCAUGUAUCCUUUGCCGCGAACCACGCCAAGGAGCCAUUUGUGGACUUUGCUACCAUCACCAACCCGCUAAACGCGUCAGAGACCUACGAGACGCGGCUGUGGCCUGUGCACUGCGUCCAGGACACCCCCGGCGCGACCUUGAUCCCGGAACUGGACAUCGGCAGAGUCGACGAGGUGCUCGAGAAGGGGACCAGGUCUGACGUGGAGAUGUACAGCGCUUUCUACCCGCCACUCAAGGACCCGCGCAUCGGCGACUCUGGGCUUGCUGGAUUGCUCAGGGAGAAGGGGAUCAGUCACGUCUACGUUGUGGGACUGGCUGCUGACUACUGCGUCAAGAGCACGGCGCUGGAUGCGGCCGCUGAGGGUUUUGUGACGGUAAUAGUGGAGGAGGGCACCAAACCUGUUGACCCAGGGGCGUGGCCGACUGUGAGCAAGGAGAUAAUAGCCAGCGGGGUAAAUAUCGUUGACAUGGACUCAGCGGAGGUCAAGAAGCUGUUUACAUGAGGUAGACAGUAUUGUAGUGUUACCUAUUGACCUUUCUCAAGCAACAGCAAUUAUUUAGACUGUAC
Messenger RNA from Pyricularia grisea, 1094 nucleotides. RefSeq lists its product as uncharacterized. Lineage: Eukaryota; Fungi; Ascomycota; Sordariomycetes; Magnaporthales; Pyriculariaceae. Bases 340 to 1029 code for a protein of 229 amino acids. The record is from RefSeq and is a predicted model, not a curated record. The transcript has 3 exons.